CUCUUUCUAUUACAAUGAAUGCAGCGGGGCAGGAGGUCAGAGUUGAAUAUUUGACAGAAAGCAGAAUAUGGAUUCUAUAUUUCAUGAGAAAGUAAGUCUAAACAUCUAACUUUACACUGUUAGCUGUGACUUAUUGUUUGAGUUUACUCGAAGGGCCUCGCACCGUUAGGAUGUGAUGUGUUUUCAGACGCUAUGAGGCCGUUGUUGAGAGAUUUGUGGUUGUGUUUGGAAGUGUUGUUGUUCUAACAGCUAAAAUGCUAACUGCACCUGCGAGUUAAAUGUUAUGAAAAGUUUCCUUUGGGCUUAAAAUUACUCUAUGAAGCGAUGGAGUAGUCGAAAAUGUGUUAUUUUUACCGGGUGAGUAAACCAAUAAUCUUAAAAUAACACAUAGUUCUUCCUAAAAAGUGUUGAAAUUAGUUUUGCGCGCGCUAGCUGAUUUAGCUUUUCCUGAAUGGGACUGUUUUCGUGGACUCAGACCAAAACAACCCACUUCAGCGGACUCAGGGGCCGUGGAUCAAACCAAUUUUCAUUUAGAUUUACAGCAAUACUUUUAUGUUAUAAUUGUCAUUAAACACUAAUUUAUCCUUGCAGCAAGAGGGCUCUCUAUGUGCCCAACACUGCCUCAACAACCUCCUGCAAGGCGAAUAUUUCACGCCCGUGGAUCUGUCCUCCAUUGCUCAUCAGCUGGAUGAAGAGGAGAGGAUGAGGAUGGCCGAAGGAGGGAUGGCCAGUGAGGAGUAUAGAACCUUUUUACAGGUGAGGGGACAGACUUUAUAAAUUGUACAGCAGCAGCAGCUUCCUCAUAAAUCCCUUUGCUAAACAUGUGAUUUAUGUGCCUGUUUUACCAGCAACCAUCUGGAAACAUGGAUGACAGCGGGUUCUUCUCAAUCCAAGUGAGUUUAAGUGAUUCACUUUUUUGUCUGCAAUGAUAAGUCCAUUUUUAGUUUUAAGGAGCUUCUAAAUUGGCAGUAUUUGUUAACAUGAUAAGACAGGUGAGUGUUGCAGGGGAGAGUGGGGUAAGUUGAGCCACCCCCUGCUGCUUGGAAAUGGUAAAAGAAAUUGAUCAUGUGACCAAUUACUUAAGAGAUGGGCAUCGAUUCAUGGAGUCUGUGAAGGUUAGAAGACAUGGGUGAAGGGGUUAGACAUUUAUUAAAAAAUAUAUUUUUUUUUCACUCUUGAAAGUGGAAUUUAGUCUGUCAUAAAUGUUAUAAGAAUUGUGUUCAGACCAAAAAGAGAUCAUUUUACAUUAGUUUUAUACAUCAAUUGUGGUAUCUAUAAGCUACAACAUGAGGUCAAAAACCGAGUGUAAAAGUCCACCAUUUUAGCUUAGACCACUAAUAAAGUCAUAAUAGUAGUUCUGUGGCUCAACUGAGAAAGUAAAGGAGUCUGAUGAGAGGAUUAGAGUUUCAGUUCAGAUUGUUGAAAUGUGUUACUUCUUCUUUUCAAAAAUACAGCUGUGAAUGUUCUGAAUCACUUAAAGACAUUCUCAUGUUAAAAUGACUUUUUACAAAACAGCUUUUCAGUUAUAUGCAAUAAUAAUAAAAAUAAUUAUCUUACCAGUUGGAUAGUGGAUAAUAGAUAAAAAUACACAUAAAUGUGAAGAAGUGACUGUUAUUUAGGGAGAGAGAAGGUGAAGGAGGGCUGGGUUGGAGAGUGGGGGGGUAGUAGGGAUACGGCUCAACUUACCCCAUACACGGGGUAAGUUGAUCAUAGGAGACCACUUUUUUUGGCAUGCUAUAUUAUCAAGACAGUUAUGUUUACACUCAUUCUGUUGGUUUGCAGGGAUGCACAACAUCUUGAAAUAUAUGCAGAUACACUAGUUAGAGACAAAACUAUGAUUGCCUUGAUGUAGUAAUCUGAAAUAUAAAAAUGGCUCAUCUUACCGCACUCUCCUUUUCUGCAUAUUAAUCAUUGAAGAUGUAGUGGGCAGUGGUGUAUUGAGUGAUUUAUAAAGGAAGGUGUUCCUUAUAUUUUUUCCACUCCAUCAAGAAACAUGAAGGACACCCCCUGAAACAUGAGCGAUGAGCUCAAUGAAUAUUUAUCAUCUGUCUGACCAUAUUAACAAAUGAAGAUGUAGAAGCGUCAUAAAAGUAGAAUUUAUUAUGUCAGCGCUUUUGUAUUGGUUGAGAUUUGAUUGCUGAGGUGUUCUUCAUUUUGUUACCAUCUCUAAUUUCUUUUCCUUUUAGGUAAUUAGCAAUGCUCUGAGAGUUUGGGGCCUGGAGUUAAUCCUCUUCAACAGCCGGGAGUAUCAGAGCCUGAUGAUUAAUCCAAUGUGAGGAAUUUUUGUUAAUAGUUUAUUCUAACACUGAAUUAUAAAUCUACAGGAAAUCAGAUAAUUGUCUUAAAGUAAAAGCUAAUGGUGAAAAAAAAACAUCCCCCUGUCUUUUCUUUUCCUUUUUUUUCAGAAAUGAGAAAGCCUUUAUUUGUAACUACAAGGAGCACUGGUUUACUAUACGCAAACUUGGUCAGCAGGUAUGAGGCACGUGUCUUUGUGUACAAAAUAAACACAGCUUGAUUCAUCAUAAACACACUUUAUUUGUCUUUGCAGUGGUUUAACCUGAAUUCGCUGUUGACUGGACCAGAGUUGAUAUCGGACACCUAUUUAGCCCUUUUCCUUGCACAGUUACAGCAGGAAGGUAAUGUCAACUUGACUCUUGUCUACAGUACGUUUAGACAUUGCAAUGAAGACUGAAUAGUUAUUGUUUUUAUACAGGUUAUUCCAUAUUUGUAGUCCGGGGAAAUCUUCCUGAAUGUGAAGCAGAGCAGAUCCUAAGGAUCAUUAGAGUGCAGCAGCAGCAGAGGCCGAGGCUUAUUGGAGAAGAUGAGGCCCAGACGAGUGCAGGGUGUGUCACAUAUGAGCAGACAGCACAAUUUUGACUUGAAAAUAACAAAAAAGUGUUGUUUUUAUUUAUUUUAAGUUGCCAAAGUGGCAUUGAGAACAGAUCUUUUAAAGCCUUGUUCUGUGAGCAGCAGGUCAGCAGCUCUGAGCCAGACAGAGGUGGGUUUUGGUGUGGUGGAUGAGGUUGUGGAUGAAGACGAUGAGCUGAAGAGAGCGCUGGCACUGAGCAGACAGGACAUAGAUGUGGAAGAUGAAGAGGCUGAUCUUCGCAGGGCCAUACAGCUGAGCAUGCAAGGUAAUUAAAAUACAAGUCUUGAAAAGGUAGAAAAUCUUUUUGUUUCCUUGUCAAGGUUCUAAUCAAAAGUGUAAAAUGUUUAUAGAAGAAGCAAAAAGGUUGGCUCUGAAUUCACAUCACUUUAUGUACAGCAGGGUCAAUAAGGCCUACAGCUAUGAAACCAUAUGAAUUAUCUGCUGUAAAUGUUUUAAUCAGCAUUUUGUGUUCUGUAUCUAUUAGAACUGAAAAUAUUUUCUUUUAAUGAUAAAGGAGCAGUGAUGAGCAACAAGUCUUCAGAAUCUGACCUGGGAAACAUAAAGUCAGGGAGCACUGCAGGGGGACAAAAAGACGGCCAGAAUGAGACACUCACAGCAGAGGAACUGCGGAAAAGAAGACAAGCCUAUUUUGACCGGUGGGUUUCACUGCAUUGUGAGUGACUGCUGAUCAGAAGAUGAUAAUCAAAUUACCAGAAACACUAAUUAGCAAUUUAAUUCAACAACCCAGUGAUUUGGACAUCCAGGGUCAUUCAAUUUUAUGGCAGAAAUUUUAAAGUAUUUCUAGUCUAAAUCUGUUUAUAUAGAUGAAUGUGAGAUGUUUGGGACUGCUUUUUUUGUUGUUUUAUUGAAUCAAUAUUAUUGUCAGCUUGAAGUGUAUUGACUCCACCCUCUUGUUUAGCAGGAAAUAAAUUCAGUCUUUCUGAUACGAAUAUGUCUGUGGAUUUUUCAGACAACAGCAACAAGCUCAGUCAAACAUUCCUCAACAACCAGACCCGAAAUCAGCAGGUGGGUCGGGUAAGUACACAUUAUUUUUGGUGUGAAUUUCGUGCAGAGCCGUUCCAUGAAGUGUUAUGAAAAUUAAGUGCUAUUCAAGGAGUUAAUAAAAUAAAUGAAGCGAAAACCCCUCUUUUCUCUUUUAGGCUCUGUAAACACUGGCACUGAACAGGACCAACAACAGAAGCCCAGCCAGUGAAGCUGUGAAAGGUUUGCCUAUGUCGUUUACCAGCUGCCUGCACUGGCAACCCCGCACAGGGGUGGCUUUGCUCCUUCCUCUAACCCUUUUGCACACGCGAACAUAAGGACAGUCAGAAGGCUGACGCGUUCCCCCCGGUUAGUUCGCCGACAAGCUUUAGAGAAGAGAACAAAGAGAAAGAAAAGGCAGCAGUCAGUCUAAUCCAACUAACUGAGGCACUGACGCUGGGAAAAGGGUGACCACAGAACUCAUGAUGCAGUUAAUCCAAGUUUGCAAUUGCCUUUUUACCAUGGCGCCUUCUAUUUCUAUUGUAUACAGUUUUUUAUUCUCUUAUUUUCCUCUUGUUGAGAUGGGGAGAAUCUUCGGCGUACAAAGAGUGUUUACCGGGUAAAGGGUCAGGGUAACAAUCACACAGAGCUGGUGUUCUGUGAGAGGAGACUAAUCAUGACACCACAGAUUAAAAAAAAAAGAUAGAUGAUGACAGAUCAUGCUGUCUCUGUAUUUGACUUGCAUUUCUCUAACAUGAAAUAUAGUUUCACUGCUCAGCCCCCCAGAACGCCUCUGUAGUUUUUAAAAACUGUUUUGUUUUAGCCAGGUUCUUUCUUCCUCACUUCAUAAAUCACUUAACUCUGAAGGUUUUGGGACAUCAACUUUUUUUUCAAUGUUGUUGCUUCAUUUAUACCUUAAAGUGUAACUAGCUUUGUAUUAAUGUAAGAUAGCACAACUCAGAAUUUAAGGGUGUUUUAUCCGUCUUCACUGGACGGUGAACAAUUCUAUAGAGCUGUUUCCUAAAUCUAAGAUGCUUUGAUUGCCGCAUAUUUUGUCCUUCAUAAAUCAGUAUGUGAUGGGGAGCAAAGAAGCUAUGCCUGAAAACCUCAAGCUGCAGCUUAUAGAUAAAUACAGUGUUAACUAAAAACUGAUAACCCCACUUAAUCCAACUUUAGCUGCUGUUAAAGUUGAUAAGUAUUUGUCCUAAUUCAUGAGGGGAAAUAGUAAUAAAAUCUGAACUGCCCCUUCAAACAUUUUGUUCACUCUAUAAUCCACCAGUCCUCACAGCAUGUUUUAUGAAUUAGUACCUUGAAUGCAUUCAUUUGCACUGGGGUAGUCCUGUGUGAAAGCUACUGAAAGCAAUGGCUGAUGAUGACCUUUCAAAAGUGUUUCAAGCUUAAAAUGAAGGCUGACUGUUAUUUCACUGCAUAACUUUGGUCAGGUCAAACCCAAAGAGAGGAACACACCUUGUUUUAUUUUGCUUCUUGAAAUGACGUCUUUAAAAUACCUUUCAUAUUCCUUUAAUAGUUUCAGCCCAUCCCUGAAAACCUGAUUACAACACAUAGCUAAACUGACCGCAGUAAAAUAUUGACUCAGUAACAGUUAUGGUUUCUGGAAACUAUAAUAAGUCUUUAGCAUAGAUAUAUAUCAAAGCCCCCUUUAAAAGUCCAUGAUGUCAUGCAAAGUUUUAUCUCUUGUUCUCGAUGACUUCGGGGAAGAUUCAACAGUUUCAUUAUUUUUGUGUCUUUUUGAUCUGUUUAGGCUUUUUUUUCUAUUUAAAUGCACUUGUGUCAAAGCUGGCUUUUUUUCUCUGUACACUAGUUUCACUCACUACAUUCUUACAAUCACUAUUCUUUACUCUUGUUAAAAUUUCUUUCAUUAAAAUUUCACAUUACACUGUUCUUUCAUUUAAUGUAUUAGCUCUUGUUCCAGGAAUAAAGUGAUACUCACUCCUAAGGUUUCUCAAGUCUAAUUUUUGUAAGUUAGUUUUAAAUGGUGGGUUAUAAAAUCAUCUGUACAGAAGAACCACAGAACCAGUUUUAAAUGGUGGGUUAUAAAACUCAUCUGUACAGAAGAACUACAUCUAAAGUACUGCUCAGGUUCAGCUAUUCUUUAUUUUAGUAGAUAAUGCAUUUGUGCCGAUGUGCAUCGCGGUUAACAAAGUAUAAUCAUAUUUCUACGUAUCUUUACUGUCGUAAACAUCCUGUAUCAACAAGCUUGAAUCAUCUUUUAUUAUUAUUAAAAGUAUUACAGAAUUCAAGUAUGAAGUUUCUUACUUUUAUAAAUACUUUUUAGGGGGCAUGUUUCAUACUAAAUACUUAAUUUAAGCCUCGAGUGGUUAAAAUCUGAAGGGAAAAAUGUUUUGAUAAAUCUGUAUUUUGAGUACGAGGAUGCUUAAGACUCCUAUUCUUCUGGGGGGUCUGACAUGCUGAGUGCGUAUGUAUCUCAGGGAAGAUGCUGGUUAGUUGGCUUCUCUGAAAUGUACUGCAUCAAUGAUACAGCUCCUGUUUAGUUUUUAAACGCUCUUUAGGUUUUUCCUUCACACACUAAACUGCAACGAUAUUGAAUAGGGUCAAUUAUACAUUUUCAAGAGCAAGGAAAUGUGUCUUUGAUUUUCAUACUUUAAUAUGUAGUUGGAUGACUGUCAGUAAACUUGUACUAUAAUAAAAAGAAAUGUAGUUGAUGGA
This is a messenger RNA of Xyrichtys novacula (pearly razorfish), 6538 nucleotides long. NCBI's taxonomy places the organism in Eukaryota, Metazoa, Chordata, Actinopteri, Labriformes, Labridae. The record is from the annotation of a GenBank genome assembly.